AUGAAGAGCAAGUACCUCGGAUUGGUUGGCAACAUGUUCCCCUGCCAGUGGAUGUUCAUCGUAUUCGGCGCAUUGACUGUUCUGAUCGGUAUCAGCCCCUGGUGGAUUCUACCAGAAACACCUGUGAGAUGUACCUGGCUCAACGAGCGUGAGCGGAUCAUUUCCGUUCAGUGUCUCAGGGAUAACAGGACUGGAGUCAAGAAAAACCACCACAAGAAAGAGCAAGUCCUCGAAGCUCUCACCAACUACCGUGUCUGGAUGCUUUUGUUUGCAGUCUUCUGCCACAACUUGACAAACAGUCUUCAAACAAACUUCGGCAUCAUCAUUGAGGGCUUCGGCUACAACACCUACCAAUUAGUCCUUCUCCAAAUCCCAGUCGGAGCCAUCAUGGCCGUCUCAAUGAUUAUCAUCAACUUCUUCCUCUCCUCUAACUGGGGCCAAUGA
Penicillium argentinense is the source of this 444-nucleotide messenger RNA. RefSeq lists its product as uncharacterized. Lineage: Eukaryota; Fungi; Ascomycota; Eurotiomycetes; Eurotiales; Aspergillaceae. Gene Ontology annotation, molecular function: transmembrane transporter activity. The coding region runs from base 1 to 444 and encodes 147 amino acids. Gene Ontology annotation, cellular component: membrane. The record is from RefSeq and is a predicted model, not a curated record. The transcript has 2 exons.